CGUUUAAAGGGUGGUGUAAGUAAUUAAAUCGUGGCACGAGAGAGAAACACGCAGGCAGGCGUAUAGAGACCAUUUCUCACUUCAGAGAGACAAGGAAGAGAAGGAGAGAUAGGGAAACACAUGGAGCCAACAUCCAGAACCCCAACAAACUUCUCCUGGGUGGAGGGUAAUAGAGUGGCAGCACUGGCUUGGCCUUCUACACCAGAUCAUUACUGCUUCUUACUGCAAAACGGGAUUAAACACCUGGUGUGUUUGUGUGAAUCCAAACCACCCAACUAUCAGAGCAGUCCAGAUCUCAAACUGCACCACAUCCCCAUGGUGGACUUCACUCCACCAAGUCUGAGACAGAUUCUGACCUUCAUCUCUAUCACUGAACACAUCAAAACAGGACAGGCAGUUGCGGUCCACUGUAAACACGGCCUCGGACGCACGGGAACCAUGCUGGCCUGCUACCUGGUGAAGACGAGGAAGAUCUCAGGAGCCGAGGCCAUCAAAACCAUCCGAUGUCUUCGCCCGGGAUCCAUAGAGACCCGUGAGCAGGAGGGCGCAGUCCUGGAGUUUGAGCAGUUCCUCCAUUCAAAUACUCUCCUCUAAACAGCCCUCGGUAAACACCACCCUGUAAAAACCACCAUCUAAAACAUUCUCCUUUAAACGGCCCUCUGUAAACACCCCCCUCUAAACCCCCUUCAUUCUUAUCUCCUGUCAGAAAUAUCGUAAUUGCGAGGUGAGAGAUGAAUUUGCCCGGAAAUAAUUUCACUGGUAUUUGUGCAUGUUAACUGUCCGGUCCUUCAUUUUGUUUCAGAAAAUUUUAAAAUGAAUAAAUGGUCAAAUGGUCAAAAAUAGCUGUGUUUUGACUGAAAAAACCCCCCAAAACAAUUACAUUACAGGCUGGACAUUUGCUUUAUGAGACAGAGUUGUGACAUGGCAAUAUUAAAAAUUAACCAUAGGAUUGAUGAUGAUUAGUCGGACCUGUUUAUAUCCCAGGGCUUCCUCCAGCUCUGAUCUCAGCAGUCUGAUACUCGUCCUUCUCACUGCACUGAACAUCAGCAAACAUGAACCAAAUCCUUCUGUCUGUUUUACAGGUUUUUCAGAAGCUUACACUCAGGGUGUGUCCGUGAAACUCAGGCUGUUUCUAUGACAACAGUGUGUACAAAUACUAUAUAACCUCAGUCGUCAUUGUAUGAGUGUAAAAAUAACUUCCUGUAAACACCCUCUGUAUGGUCAUAUAAUGCUACAUAACAAGUGACGAUGCUAUGUACAUUUCUUAAAGGCUUAAACGUUUAUCACAACAGCCUAACGUAAGCCUGAACAGUGUCGCAACACCUUUAUGGCAACACGGACGUCAGACUGGAUUCUGAUUGGUCAGAUGACUCAUUCCUAUAGUUUAUCGUUUCCAUAGCAACAGCUAACAGGCACUGUUUAUGUGGAUGUUAUACGAUAUUAAAUGCGUUGAAAAAGUUAUUCAAGUUGUAAUAGGAAUAAAGUACUUUGUAAUUGAAAAAAAUAAAAAAUUGAGGGUGAUAGUAACUCGGCAUCAUGUCGGGUCACAAUUCCGAGUAGGAAACUUUAAGCCUAGAGUUUCAAGUCAGUAAAAAAAAAAACAGGGUGGAAUGAAUGGACACAGUGUCUGUAGCUAAAGGUAAAUUUGUUGAAAUCAAAUGUUUCCUCGUCUCAGAAGCCGAUCUCAUUUAUUACGCGUUCUGCUUAACAUUUAAGCUCCUGAGAGGAAGGGUUGAUUAUGACAUGUAUAGUGACUUCAUGAUUUGAUUAAAACAUUUAAUAAUAAAAAACACCUGACACACA
Tachysurus vachellii is the source of this 1803-nucleotide messenger RNA. RefSeq names its product dual specificity phosphatase 23a (gene dusp23a). Lineage: Eukaryota; Metazoa; Chordata; Actinopteri; Siluriformes; Bagridae. Gene Ontology annotation, biological process: protein dephosphorylation; cilium assembly. Gene Ontology annotation, molecular function: protein tyrosine/serine/threonine phosphatase activity. The record is from RefSeq and is a predicted model, not a curated record. The transcript is spliced from 2 exons. The coding region runs from base 121 to 594 and encodes 157 amino acids.